GCUAGCAUUGGAGUAACGGUAUGUUUUGCGCAGUGCAUCCCCAUGAUUCCAUCUUCAUGCCUCGCCCUGGCCGCCGCAAAGACAUCCCGACUGAUAUACUUUACGUAGCUCACAGGACCUAUCAUGGCAGAUAUGUUCCGGGCAAAGGACAGAGGCAAAUCGCUGGCCCUCGCAAGCCUCCUCCCUUAUCUCGGCCCAGCAGUAGGACCCAUCGUGGGUGGCAGUGUUUCACAAUAUCUCCAAUGGCACUGGCUCUUCUGGAUCAUUUCCAUUGUGGACGCAGCCGUAGCAAUCAUAGGCCUGCUUCUCCUCCGCGAGUCCUACACGCCAGUCCUGCUCCGCCGCAAAGCAGCCCUCAAGUCCACCGUCUCUCCCGUGAUCCUCUCUCCUCGCGCCAAGUUCACCGACUUCUGCACACGCCUCCGCACCGGCGUCGCCCGACCGGUUACCCUCCUCCUCAACCGCCCCACAAUCCAACUCCUCGCUCUCUGGUUCGGCCUCAAUUUCGGCAUCUACACCCUCAUGCUGUCGACGUACGCAAACAUAUGGAUCGUCAAAUACCAACAGACCCCCACCCGCGCCGCUCUCAACUACGUCGCCAUCGUUGUUGGCAUGACCACCGCGACCCAGGCGGGCGGGCCCGUCAUGGACUACAUCUACCGCCGCCUAUCCGCACGCAGCCCGCCCCGGCCGGAGUUCCGCGCUCCGUACAUGGCCAUUGGCGUUCUUCUCGUGCCGGUCGGGCUGCUGUUGUUCGGCUGGGCGGCUCGCGCACAUACGCACUGGGCGGUCGUGGACGUCGGCGUCGCAAUCUUUGCAUUUGGAAACUUUCUCUUUGCCCAGGCGCAAUUGGCAUAUCUGCUCGACGAGUUUGAGCACGGCGCGAGCGCAAACGCGGCGGCCCGGCUGCUCAGCCAUGUUAUUGGGUUCCUGUUCCCGAUCUUUGGGCCCGCGAUGUAUGCGCGGCUGGGGUUCGGGUGGGGCAAUACGCUGCUUGCUGGCAUGUGGAUUCUGAUCGGAGUACCAGCGCCCGCGGUGCUGUGGAUCUGGGGAGAGAGGUUAAGGGGGAUCCGGUGGCGGAAGGGAGAGUGACGUGUGGUGUCUGGAGUUGGCGUUGGGGCUUGAUAUGAUUAUGCAUAGACUAAUGAUC
Messenger RNA from Pseudovirgaria hyperparasitica, 1150 nucleotides. RefSeq names its product MFS general substrate transporter. The transcript has a single exon. The record is from RefSeq and is a predicted model, not a curated record. Gene Ontology annotation, biological process: transmembrane transport. Bases 133 to 1092 code for a protein of 319 amino acids. NCBI's taxonomy places the organism in Eukaryota, Fungi, Ascomycota, Dothideomycetes, Acrospermales, Acrospermaceae. Gene Ontology annotation, molecular function: transmembrane transporter activity.